AUGGAGGAAGAAGUUGAAAAUCUGGAACCAUCAAGCAAAAGGCCCAAAUUAGAAGAAUAUGAAGCAAUUACACCAGACCAAACCGAUGAUGCCUGCAUUAACCGGCUUCCGUAUGAGAUUUUGUGUAAAAUAUUUCGUAAGCUUCACUUUCAAGAACGGAACACUUGUAGCCAGGUGUGCAAGCGAUGGUUUGUAAUUUUACGCUCCGAACCAUUUAUCGACAGUGUACGCUUCCACUUUAGUACUUGCUUCGGACUGCCGUUACAAAUGUGUCCUCAGGCGUAUAUGGACUCCUGCGUACACUGUGUGGUGCACGAUUGUGGCGCAUUUCCAGAGGUUAAAUCCCAGCAAGAGAUACUGAGCAUGGUCCGGACGGUACAGUGUGCUGCCGAUGAACCGGGCCCAUCAACCAGAGUAACGGGUGGGAAAACCGUGGAACAGUUCCUUUUUUCCGGCGAGCUACCGUUAAAAACGCUGGAAAUAAGGUCAUCUUUCGAUCGAAUGCGUCGCUAUCUGGGCGAUCGGCUAAUGGAAUUGAAAACGCUCCAGCAGCUUAAGUUAACCGUUUUACCCGAUUCAAUCGAAGAUUUACCGGCAGAAAAGGCACCCCAUUGGGUUAUCACGCACCCAACCCUUCCGUCACUGAUUUGGGAACUGUACGCCAACACGAACGGAUACGCCGUUAUACUGCCCUCGCUGGAACGUUAUCGGCUCGAAAUAGCUAACGAUUACGACUUGAACACGCUGAUAAACAUCGGCAGUCAGUUGGUUGAGCUAAUCGUUUGGUUUUACUUCGAUCGAGGAUUCGAGCAAACACUUACCGUACCGUUUCCGAAGCUAAAAAAGCUGCUGCUGAAACGUUUCGGCGAGAAAAACAAUUCACCCGACCCUAACACGCGGGUGGACGAUCUGUCCGCCGAAAGGUUCGUACAAAAUGCUCCACUGCUGGAGGAUAUCUAUUUAAUUUCGAACACUGUCACAUUCCGACUGUUCCGGGCCAUCUGUCUGUUUGCUGCCGAUAGACUGACCAGGCUCACGGUACGAGAUGUUAUAUUUCCUCGUGAAAUGUUUUUGCUCAUCCGGGAGUUGAAGAAUCUGCAGUUUCUAAGGUUGAAAGACUGCAUCCUUGAGGAGGGAAGCCGUCUCCGAGGGCUAGACUUUCCACGGUUACAACAUCUAGAGCUUAUCAACAGUGGUACCUGUUUCCGUCUCGAUGCCACCUUUGCACACAUUCAGCGGUUCAAAUAUAGCAUGGAUUCACAACUUUCCCGCCUCUGUCGGCACAUGGUAAUGCUGGAAGAUUUAGAGAUCAAGCUAAACAUUAAGGUCCCGGUGGCAGAAAAUAUUCGCGAACACUUUCAUUCGCUUGCCACGCUUAAAAGUUUGCGUACGUUACGGAUUUGCGGUAUGGAGACGUACACGCGACCGUGGGCCUUCUGUGAACCGAUGCCCGCGAUUAAGCAUUUAGUUUUGCGCAACUGUCAUCUGUUGCGUUGCAAUUUCAAGCAGUUGCGUGUACUAUUUCCUCGGCUGAAAGUGUUGGAACUGAACAAAACAUGCAUCGUGUACAAACGGCUACCGGACGGUGUGAAACCGCUGUUGCACUUGCAACGACGAUUGAAACAGUACUUUCCCAACUGCUGUGUGACGGUGAACCCUUCCUCGUCUGUCAAACCGAUCAGCACGGCGCUGCUAAUGGAGGAUAAAUACCAAUGGAACCUAGAAGAGAUCAAAAGACGAGAUAUGAAAGAGAUUCCACUGAGGGGAAAAAAUUAA
Anopheles maculipalpis is the source of this 1776-nucleotide messenger RNA. RefSeq lists its product as uncharacterized. The transcript is spliced from 3 exons. Gene Ontology annotation, molecular function: protein binding. The coding region runs from base 1 to 1776 and encodes 591 amino acids. Lineage: Eukaryota; Metazoa; Arthropoda; Insecta; Diptera; Culicidae. The record is from RefSeq and is a predicted model, not a curated record.